Messenger RNA from Clunio marinus, 192 nucleotides. Lineage: Eukaryota; Metazoa; Arthropoda; Insecta; Diptera; Chironomidae. The record is from the annotation of a GenBank genome assembly.
AUGACUUUGAAAAGUAAUCGCAAAUUAUUUACGUAUGAAAAUAAAAAUCAUAUAAAUUGUGGGCGACAUUUUACUGAGAUUGAAUCUACAGCGAUUAGAGUGUCGAAUGAACUAAUCACAAUUCGUUUUGACAAAGGGGGAAUAAAUGGACAUGUUCGAGGACAUCAUCUGCUUGACAACAGCACACCAUAA